AUGCAAAGAGGUUUUCGAGACAAUGGUCCAAAGUUACGAGAGGAGAAACAGCUCGAAGACCUGUACUGUGAUCUUGACAAGGAUACCCUUAUACCAAUCGUGCGACCCGACCAAGAUGCCCCAGGAGAUGCUCCCGAACUGGACAAUGGUCAUAGUCGAGUUCUCAACGAUGAUAGAGGACACCUAAAACAGCUGAUAUUCAACGGGAAGACAACUUUAGAACGAAUCAGACUACAUCAUAAGAGAACAAGAUUCAAAAAGUGCAAAUACUCUAUAUCUCAAUUGGGUGAUGACAAGCAGGUGAAUCAUCUGCUUGGAAAGAAGAGCAAGAUUUCUAGCCAGGGAGGUAGUACUUUCAGCGAGGAUCAGACGCCCUAUCUGAAUAAGUUCUCAGCUCCAAUAGGUACAGCAGAGGAAAUAUUAAAACUACCGGCCAAUCUUGAACAGAUCUCCAGCAACCUGACUGACCUAGUGGUUGAAUACGAUAUGGACGAACAGGACGAUUUGUACUUGCAGUUUCUCAACGACAAAUGCUGUCAGAUGAAGAUGAACGAGGAAAUCUUCGAGCUGUUAAUUAGUGCAGUGGAAAAGGAAUGGACCCAUCUAGAAAAACUCAUACCACCGAAAUCCCUAGUAGUCGAAGAAUCACCUUCUGGCCAUCGCUCAGAGACCACCAGACUUCACUAUGAGCUAUUCGGCUCGGAUGAUGGGACAGAGAGAACUACAGACCAACCCUGUGCCGUGUGCGGUGGUGCAGAUAGUGAUAACGCCAAUGCAAUCGUUUUUUGCGAUGGCUGCGAUAUAGCUGUUCACCAAGAAUGUUAUGGUAUAGUGUUUAUCCCGGAGGGCCAAUGGCUUUGUAGAAGAUGUUUGGUGUCAAAAAAUCGUAAAGUUAGCUGCUUAUUCUGUCCAAGCCACACGGGCGCCUUUAAGCAAACUGAUACGGGAUCAUGGGCGCAUGUCAUCUGUGGUUUGUGGAUUCCCGAAUUAUACUUUGCCAAUCUACACUACAUGGAACCGAUUGAAGGCGUUGAAAAUAUCAGUAAGUCAAGAUGGAAACUCGUCUGCAGCAUCUGUAAGCAGCGUACGGGUGCUUGCAUCCAAUGUACUAACAAGAGCUGCUUCACUGCAUUUCAUGUAACAUGCGCCAAAAGAGCUGGUCUCUACAUGAACUUCGGAGGCGCUUCCAUCAGUGAGGUCGCCUCCAACCAGGCUGCUGGCCUACGUAUGCUAAGCUGCUUCUGCAGAAAGCAUUCGCCUCCGGGAUGGCCAGACACAACAAAAGGUAUUUUACAAACUAGACGCUAUUUCGCUGAGUACAAUGAUAGUGAGAUAUCGACAAACCUGCAUCUCAAUCAAGGGAGAGGAGGCACCAAAUUUGGCUCUGCAAACAACAAGUGGAAGACUAAUAGAGGCACCCCUAUUGCUCCGAAUAUAUUUGCUGAUCACCUCAGUAAAAUAAUUGCAUCAUAUGGCAUACCCAAUGCAGAAUCGACAGCGUACAACAUCUGUAAAUAUUGGUCGAUGAAAAGGGAGUUAAAAAGAGGCGGACCAUUAGUAAGAAAGUACGAUCCUAGCUCGUCCAACCUUUUGAAUGAGGCGCAACUGCAGGAGAGAAUUAAUGUGACCGACAUUUUGUUGAAAGACCUUCAGAAGCUCAGAGAGCUUUCCAGCCUAACCAGAAAGCGUACAUCAUCGUGGAACUCAAUGAAGGAAGUCUCUUACCGCGUCGAAUGCCUGAGCAGAAACCCUGAAAGUUAUCUCAUGAAGGAGGUCGUGGUCGAUAAGUUCUUGGAGUCCGAAGUUUUCAAAAAGAUCGAACGCUCAUUAACAGAUAAUACUAUGAUCUCGAAACUGAUCGAGUGUAAAUCAUAUGAUGUACACAGUAAUGAGAGUUGGGAGGUUUUUCCUUCUAGAAUGAAUACCAUUCUUUCUUCCCUUGAGGAGGAGCCCUCUUCGACAAGAGCUUUUCGAAACCUUGUGAGAAAGGCGAGGACGUUAUUAGAGCUGCUGUUAGGGAAGUUUGAGACCGCGGAUGUUACCAAAAGACUUCACGAGGAUUUCAUUAUCGAAGGAGACAAGGUAUUAGUUAGACCCUGGAAAGGCCAGAUUCUAAAAGAGCAAGAAGAAUUGAGUGAUGUUGAAGAACUAAAGCCCCAGGAAGUCAAACUACUUAAGAAGUUAAUAUGA
This is a messenger RNA of Torulaspora globosa, 2190 nucleotides long. RefSeq names its product Nto1p (gene NTO1). Gene Ontology annotation, biological process: regulation of transcription by RNA polymerase II. The record is from RefSeq and is a predicted model, not a curated record. Bases 1 to 2190 code for a protein of 729 amino acids. The transcript has a single exon. Lineage: Eukaryota; Fungi; Ascomycota; Saccharomycetes; Saccharomycetales; Saccharomycetaceae.